Molecule: messenger RNA, 660 nt
Organism: Prunus armeniaca (apricot)
Lineage: Eukaryota; Viridiplantae; Streptophyta; Magnoliopsida; Rosales; Rosaceae
Source: the annotation of a GenBank genome assembly
AUGGCAACUUCACACAAAGGACUGUUCUUAAACCAACACAAAUAUGUGCUUGAUUUACUUCAAGAAGCAGACAUGAUCAACUCCAAACCUGAUUGUACCCCACUUGACAGCAAACUGAAAAUAGACAUGGAAGGCGAGUCUGUCAACAACAUCAGCCACUAUCAAAGGUUAGUUGGAAAGCUCAUCUAUCUAACUAUCACAAGACCUGACAUUACUUAUGCAAUCAGUCUUGCCGGAAAUGCUAUCGAUCGAAAAUCAACCACUGGCUAUUGUACAUUUGUUGGAGGAAACUUAGUCUCAUGGAAGAGUAAAAAGCAAAAUGUAAUUGCUCGUUCAAGUGUCGAAGCUGAGUAUAGGGCAAUGGCCUCAACUGCUUGUGAACUCAUUUGGUUAAAAGGUUUUCUCUCUAAUUUGGGGUUUCACAGUAGCCAAUCUAUGUAUCUCUUCUGUGACAAUCAAGCAGCCAUGCACAUCGCUUCCAAUCCUGUGUUUCAUGAAAGAACAAAGCACAUUGAAGUCGAUUGUCAUUAUAUUCGUGCUCAAGUUCAAUCCAAGGUGAUAGAAACUGUUUACACUUGCAGUCAUGACCAACUCACAGAUAUCUUCACCAAAGCUCUCUCUUCUAGUCAGUUUCAACGGUUACUAGUCAAGCUUGGAUAA